AUGCUAGGAAAAAAAUUCGAUUUAAUUUAUGAAAAAGGAGCUUUUCUCUGGGCUUAUGUUUCUGAAGGUCUUGAAGAAUUUGAAUUUAGUGUAGCAAGAGAAGCUUUGGCUUCUAUUGAAUUUGAUGUAGCACCGGAUUCUACAAAUCAUAAUAACUGA
Messenger RNA from Paramecium primaurelia, 159 nucleotides. NCBI's taxonomy places the organism in Eukaryota, Ciliophora, Oligohymenophorea, Peniculida, Parameciidae. The record is from the annotation of a GenBank genome assembly.